Acipenser ruthenus (sterlet) is the source of this 4388-nucleotide messenger RNA. Its product is annotated as adiponectin receptor protein 1-like. The coding region runs from base 236 to 1381 and encodes 381 amino acids. Gene Ontology annotation, molecular function: signaling receptor activity. Lineage: Eukaryota; Metazoa; Chordata; Actinopteri; Acipenseriformes; Acipenseridae. Gene Ontology annotation, biological process: adiponectin-activated signaling pathway. Gene Ontology annotation, cellular component: plasma membrane. The record is from RefSeq and is a predicted model, not a curated record. The transcript is spliced from 8 exons.
UAGUAACUGCGCACCGGCGCCUCUCCUCUUUGUCGCUGAGGCGCUUGUUAUUUUCCUACAGAGCCGGAAGAACAAGUGACCUGCACAGCUGCAAAUUUCAGGAGGACAAAUAGCUAGAUUAUUUAUUUUUUUGGGACAGUCUGACCAGCGCUCGGUGUUCCUCCAGCGCGCUGCCUCGGGUGCUUUUCCGUCCCUGUAGAGGGCUGUGAUCGCGGAUCCGCUGCCAGGCCUCCAGAUGAGUUCUCUGAAGGAUCCGCUGCAGGAGGAGGAGUGCAGGAUCUCCAACGUGUCCCGGAAGCAGGAUGUGGAGCUGACAGAGCUGGGGCCGCUGCUGGAUGAGAAGGGAGAGGCUCAGGCGAAUGCAGUCUCCGCUGAUGGGGGAGGGGGGCCGUCGGGGGCCACGGCCUGCCCCGAGGAGGAAGAGGAUGAAGAUGAGGAAGGAGUGGGCAUCCUCACCCUUCCUCUGCAAGCUCACCACGCCAUGGAGAAAAUGGAAGAGUUUGUAUACAAGGUUUGGGAAGGGCGCUGGAGGGUGAUCCCCUUCCACGUGCUGCCUGACUGGCUGAAGGACAAUGACUAUCUCCUGCACGGGCACCGGCCGCCCAUGCCGUCCUUCAGGGCUUGCUUCCGGAGCAUCUUCAGGAUCCACACGGAGACGGUCAACAUCUGGACUCACCUCGUGGGACUCGUUCUCUUCCUGGCUCUGGGCCUCCUCACCAUGUUCCGGCCCAACAUGUACUUCAUGGCUCCUCUGCAGGAGAAGGUGGUCUUCGGGAUGUUCUUCCUGGGGGCUGUGCUCUGCCUCAGCUUCUCCUGGCUCUUCCACACCGUCUACUGCCACUCCGAGAAGGUCUCCCGCACCUUCUCCAAGCUGGAUUACUCGGGCAUCGCUCUUCUGAUCAUGGGCAGCUUCGUCCCCUGGCUGUAUUACUCCUUCUACUGCUCGCCCCAGCCUCGUCUCAUCUACCUGUCCGUCGUGUGUGUGCUGGGCAUCGCUGCCAUCAUCGUGUCCCAGUGGGACCGCUUCUCCAUCCCCAAGCACAGGCCCACACGAGCAGGUGUGUUCGUGGGGCUGGGGCUGAGUGGCAUCGUACCCACGAUGCACUUCACCAUCGCCGAGGGCUUUGUCAAGGCUGCCACGGUGGGGCAGAUGGGCUGGUUCUUCCUCAUGGCCGCCAUGUACAUCACGGGGGCGGGGCUGUACGCUGCCCGCAUCCCGGAACGCUUCUUCCCUGGCAAGUGCGACAUCUGGUUUCAGUCUCAUCAGAUCUUCCACGUGCUGGUGGUGGCUGCAGCCUUCAUCCACUUCUACGGAGUGUCCAACCUGCAGGAGUUUCGUUACGGUCUGGAGGGAGGGUGCACAGACGACUCGCUGCUUUGAGGAGCACGCCCCCCUCCCACACGGGCCAGAGCCCGCCAUGCCCCAAGUGCUUCUGUAACUUAAUGAUUUCAAAAUGUACACAGUGUCACCAAACAUGACCGUCAUCUUCCCUGCGUUUCAAUACCCAGAGUUUUAUAUGCUGUACUAAACUGUGUAACCAUUCCCAGUACAGCUGAGACUUUAAUGAAGAUUGAAUAAUGAAAUUUAAUUUGCACAUCAUUGAACUUCAAAGCCACCUGAUCAGAAUCCUAAAGUAAACUCAAAAGAGUUGACAAGCAUUGCGGGUUUUGUCUUGGGUUUUGAGUUGCUUCGAAGUUCUGCCGAGAAUUCUGACUGAGCACUUUGGAAGAUUUGAAUAAAAAAGCAACGUCUGUUUCAUGCAAAAUUUCUUUUUCACCCUAAAUUUGUAUUUGACAGCGUGCACAAGCGCUUACAGGGCUGUGGGUAUUGGAUCUAAGGGUGAACGCUGGGGUUAAUGUUGAUGCCACUGUAUAUAUAUAUCUCAUUUGGGGACUUUUCAUUUCUUACUGCUUAUCUGAAAGAGCAAUCCCAGAACAGGUUUGUUUCUGAAUUUGUAUUCUCUUCUAGCUUGGUUGGGCUGCCCUAUGCGGGGUUAUAUGACUAUUCACACAGAGUCGUAGUGUUUCUGGGAGCAGUCUGUAGCGUUAGACACAGAGGAAGGAGGCAUGUAUUCUCCGUGUUACUCAGUGAGCCAGUCCAUGUCAGACACAUGAUCUGGGACUUGAAUUCCAACCACAUUGCUUUUUAUUUGUUUUUGUGCCUGUUGUAAAAUCCUGCCCGGCCAGCUUUUUCAAACUCGCUGUGAAGCAGAAAAGGGCUGCAGAAAUUGCAUUUUGCGGCUGUCCCACUUCAGACACGUUUUUUAAGUUCAGAAAAUGCUUGCGGAUAUGUCAGUUAAAUGUAGUAAGUGUGCUGAUUUCGUGGCAUGUGUGUUUAGCAGAUUUAUAACGAACGUGAAAUUAGGGCUUGCAAACAUUCCCUGGUUUUCGGAAAGUGGUAGUGAUAUUUUUAAGCCUGAAUUCACGCAUGCCAACUUUACUAAAGGCAAAUCCUGUAUUUCAUUAUCUUAAUACGUUUUGUUGUUAUCAGUGAUGCCCAUGUUUCUACCCCAAUUUCAAAUCCCACCUCACGACAGCUACACACUUAGAGAUCGUGAACUCUUCUCACUGUCAAGACAAUCGCCUCUUAUCAACCUCUGAAUGUUACAAAGCUACUGAACCCUGCCUGGGAAGUCUUCACCUAGCCUGACCAAUAGGGGUCACUAUCCCCAGCCCAUUCUCCCCAACCCCACAAGAGCCAAUGCAGCGCAGCCUGGGGGUCCCCAGCCAAGACAGGCAGUUUGGCUUGAGCAGAAGCCGAACCACGCACAUGUCAAAUAAUGCAAGCCAGUCAUGUUGCAGCAAAGCAACGUUUUAAGGUGGACCAGGUCAAAUUCAACCAGUUCAACCAGUUCCCAGAAGGUCAUUUAGGGGUUUAACCCAUACCUAUAAAACACUCAUGACAGGAGGGAGGCUGGAAGCGAACUGGCGACCCUGUGCACCACGAGCGAGCGAGCGCCUUAACCUCAAUGACAAUCGACUACUAGUCUUUCAGGGUGACCUGUUUCUCUUCGCACGUGUGAGCUCUCUGGGUGCUGAUCUGUCUGCCCGCUGCAGAAUCUCUAGAUAAUCUAGUGACCAGAUCACGAACGAAUGAUACUGGAAACCUAGAUCUUCAGCACCAGAGGCUUUUGUUUUGAAGAUCUGCAUUCUAGACCGCCACCCCUUCACUUUUAACGAGAGUCACACCCAGCCGUGCGGAUUUCUUAAAGCUGCAGUCACGUCCGUUAGCUUCCCCAGCGCAGGCCUUUUCACUGCCCAGUUUGUUUACAUGCCCCAAAAGUAGUUUCAGCUGCCGAGACGCAAACUUCUUUGCCGCACCUCUGCCUGCAGCAGUAGGAGGUUAUGUAUUGGAGAACAGGAUCUCUGUCAGACCGCCACCCUGUCAAAACCCAUCACAGGUAUCAAUGGGACCUUUAACAGUUUCGUCAGCCAGCAUUAUUAAUAGAGAGUUUUCGAUCAUUCAUAUAGAUGACACGGGGGAAGUGUAGCGACAUUACGAGAAGCAGUCUUGUUUGUUUCCCACAAUCGCAUAGGAAGUGGUGUUGACAGAACUGAGUCACUCUGUGGUAUUUCUGUCUGUAAAAAUUUAACCAGCUCGAUGUCUUUACUGCUCUGAGGCGGGCGCCUGGUUUCUGUUGAACAGCAAGGAGUCUGACUUCCUCGGAUUUUUUAAAGACAUUCCCAGCAUUUGCUUUGGAAUCUCUAUCUUGAAUAUUUUGUUCAGUUUUGUAGAUGGGGAUCUCUGGUUUUUACAAGUACUGCAGAUCAAAAAAAAAAAAAACAUACUGCUGCUUCUUGGCACACUUCCUGUGCUGUGGGUAACAGGGUGUGAUUGCAGCUUCAUCGUUGGAGUGAAGUUGACCUACAGCACAGGAAAUGAGGUAACUGCAGCUUUCCUUUAUGUAAUGGUGCUUUAAAAAUAUACCUAACAGAAUUUUUAAAAGCUAAGAUGAAUUGGGCUAGUGAUUGUUUCCUGAUGCCCUGGUCGGCACUCCUUUAACAGGAUUUUAACUGAAGACUGUAAAUGAAUAUCUAAGGUACACCUGCCCUCAUUAACACUGUGUUUUUUUUUUCCAGGUUGAAUCAAUAGUGAAUUGUUGUUAUUUUUUUUAAUGGCACAAACAUCUCUUCAUUGUAGUGUACAUUUGUGUUCCAUCAAUGGACUGUUGACUGCUGUAUAUAGAAAGAUAAGCCUUUGAAAGGUUCAGACUAACUACUAACACAAGCGUGUAACAUUCUCCUCAGUGUGCAUUAAACAUGUCAUUUCAUUCUGUUCUUGUAUGUAGUUCUGUGGUCAGAUAUUUAAGUUUCUCACACAAGUAUUGUCACUUUUAGAUGUGAAAUGUAAUAUUAUUAAAUAUGGAAUACUCUGCUUACAAGGUGAA